Molecule: messenger RNA, 5269 nt
Organism: Amoebophrya sp. A120
Lineage: Eukaryota; Dinophyceae; Syndiniales; Amoebophryaceae
Source: the annotation of a GenBank genome assembly
AGUUUACCGGUUAUUGUCAAUCCACCGACCUUGUAGGUGAGGUUCCCGAAAGAGUGGGCACUUCGCAGCGCAACCAGGAUGGCUCCCCGAAUUCCAGUCGCUGUGCGCCAAGCGCGUGCCGACGCGCUUGUCGCGGAGGACGACGAGCGCCUUUUGGAAGACAUGCAUCAAAAGGUAUGGGGUUUGCCCGAGUCUCGCCCGGGAGAAACUGGCUCGCGCGAGCAACCGAGGAGGAAUCGUGCUACCAGGCAGUACACGCGAAAAGACCUGUACACCCUGACGCAGAAGACGAUUGACGAGUUCCAGAUAACGGGGCGCCCGGCCCUGGAAGCGAUCAGCUCGCACUACAGGCACAGAUCAGCGAUAUCAGCAUCGGCAGGACCACCUGCUGAGCACUCUGCUGCGUUAAGUAAGCUAGUAUCGGCACCAGUCCCCCGGGUCGCCUUCAGUGAGUGCGCACUUAAUAUUAUCCGUGGACGUUUCUGCUGUACCGAUUGUUGAUAGAUUUGAUCUACUAGCGUCAAAGUAGAGAUGCAUGCAAACGAAUAACAGCCUACUUUCGUCGAUUACACGCAGAUAAGGCAGACUGGCGAGCAUCGACGAAGGUGCAAUUACCUGCGUUGCAGGCACGUAAGGGACCACGUGCCGUCGUUCUUCCUUUGGUUUUAUGUGACAAUGGGGUUCUAGUUUCGUUUGAAUAAGUAGCGAGGACGAGGACACGCGACCAAACCUGCCUGUUUUGUACUACCGGGAUUUGUUGGGGCUGGUGGUUUCAGCGUUGCGUCAGGAGGAGGAGGAGCGGCAGAGACGGAAGGCUUUGCGAAAAAGCGAAAAGAGGGCAGCCGUGUCGGGCGGGAUUACCAUUCCCUUCGAGCAGAACAGCUUGGCGCGCGAUGCUAGCGCCUUCUCCGUGGUCCCAGAAAAUAAAGUGCCGGCGGCCGCGAGCUCUUCUGACGUAGUUGCCCACCACACUACUCCGUCGGCGACAAAUUCUUCGGUGCCAAUUGCCACCCCACCUCCUGCUGCCGAAAGUAAUGAUCGGACCACAAAGUCGGGCACGCGCACGCCACAGCAAAGUCCACCUGCACAACAUGAAGUUGCGCCGGGUUCUUCAACGACAACGGGUCUGCCACUGCAACCGCCGGAACCUCCGCAGCCAGAGAGUUCCAGUCCGCCGCGACAGAGCGAUAACAUGACCUCUCCCGCAUCUGUGUGGCAGAGCCCAGUUCCGCCGGCGGUGUCGCGAGGAACAGGCGGCUCGGCACAAAAGUUCUUCCCUGAGCAGUUCUCAGGCCCCCGCGCCGGUGCAGCACCGAGCAACGCGAACAAGCUGCGGGUCGUGCAGCCGGUGCAGGAGCAGCUGCGCGCGUCGCUCUCCACUGCGUCGCUAACGUCUCCGUCCCUGCUGCAGCAACCGGUUUUGCAGCUCGGAUAUGGGUUCAAAGCUCGCGUCGAAGAAGUUCCGAAGAAGAUCCCCGAAGAACGAGCCGUACGGGGAGGAUCACGCGUCGCGGAAGCAAAGACUACCGUGAAAGUCGAAUCGGAGGUACAAACAAGCACCGCACUGUCCGACGUGGAACGGGAGACCCUGAAGGAUUUUGAAGCACUCAAAAAGACGCUCGGCAAGGAAGCAGAAGCGCGGCUCGGCGGGGUCGUCCAACGCCCUAGCUGGGAUGUGGUCCGCGGAGGUAAGACGGGAACUAAUUCUUUGCCAGUGUCAAUUUCGCAUCACACACGAUCACGAUGUCUGCCUGAUGAAUAAAAGGCCAGCAACUACAUUGUAAUUCCAUGAUGCUGGUGAGUAGAUAUAAUACUGCUCUUGUAUGGAAGUUGUUCAAAUAAAUCCACGCCAUUUUAUCACGAAAAAGUAAUCAAAAACGAAAGGCUUCAGCGGACCCGAUAGCUCUGGGCCAUUGAUACCUGCCCUCAGUGUGGGUAGUGAAAUGCAGCUUUCGCCAGUAAAGAAACCACCAGAAGCACAGGAGUCUGCGCACGAUCUCCGUCGGGCUCUGGAGGACGCGACGCGCCAGAAUGCGCAGCUGCAAAACAGGAUCACCGAACUUGAGCAGGUUAGUACACGUGCUGCAUACGACCUUGGCAAAACACUAUCCAGUGAUGAACCUGUCGGGCGUUUCCAAAAGGCCGGGUUGCUCGGUCUGCCUGCUGGUUAUUAAAAUGCUUUGUAUAAUACACGCUUCGUUGAACAACAACAGCGGACAGAAAAAGAAAAUCGAAGAAAAAAAAUUUUGCAGGCCAGCAGCGAGUCCAAGAGUUAUGCCGUUGCUGAUCCAGUCCCAGUCGGGUACGCCGAAGCAAACAAGGAAGAGUUGGCAAAGAUGCUGAUUGAAGCACUUCAGAAGGAGGUAGCGCGGUUGUACGUUGCUCGCGCACCGUCUCCGGAGACCGAUUCUCGGAAGACAUCGACUGAAGGGAACGCAGGUCCCACACCAGCAGAACCUCGUCCGGACGCGCUCUUGCAGCAGUCUAUUUGGCAAGGCGGAUCGGCGGACGAUGGGGGUACUUUGCACGAACAAGUAAAAGCAGUGAAUCGGCUCCGAGACGCCUGGCAAGCAGACGUCGCGGCUUUGAAGCAAAAGCAUGCCGACGAAAUGCAGCGCAUGCGCCGGGCUGUGGAGGAGCGCGACUCUGAGGUAGUUGUCAAAUUUGUUUCGCAUACGAGGAACAUUUUCUUUGAGCCAGCCUGCAAAGCUAUCGUCCUCGUUCUUCUAUCAAACAUUGGUUGCUACAAAAGUUUGAUACAGUGAAAAAGGGUAAAAAAGAAGUGAACAAGCUGUGCUUCCAAACAGAUUUUCCGAUUGCAAACUGCGUUGCGCGCACACGAAAACCGUCCACCAAUGUCUGCGGCGCAGAACGAGGGACGACCUGUUGGGUCAACUAUGGAGCAGGACGGCGUAGAAGAAAUCCUCCACAUGCGCGACGACGCAGCUAGUGCUAAUGCGAGUGUGGCGGAAGUCGAGACAGUGAACGCAGCACUUGAUGCGAACGUGGAGGCAUUAAGCCGCAAGGUAGCGGAGCUGCAGACGGAUAUCCUGUGUAAAAACGUUCCUGCGAGCAGAUUGCAAUUUUGCGAUCAAGUGUGAUCGUGCGCUUUCUGAGCAUGUAUGUUGCGUUUUGUUGACUUUACAGGUUUGUAAACUGCUCUUGUACAACUACACAAGUGGCUGUAACGCGACCAGCACCAAGUUACGUAAAAAAAUAGUUUACAAACUACGAAAAUGCACUCCUAGGCGUUUCGUGCGAAACUCGCCAGACUUUAGCAGCUGUGUAGCGACGCAACUUUUUUCCUAUUUGGAGGAUGUGAUAGAGUCAGGGACGCUGUUGCACAGGAUUACGGAAACAUACCAGUUCAACCAGAUGCUGCUCCGGCGGAAUCCUGUGGUACAGUCUGCCCCAACCGAGCCGCAGACAGCGGGGUGGGUGGCAACCAGUCCUGGACUGCAGCCAAAAAAUGCGGGCACGAAAUCCCGGCUCCAGCCGCUCCCGCGGGUGGAAAUCACCGGGCGUGGCAGUUUGAUUCAUUACUACUACCCGGAGCAAACAAACGCGACCGGCGAGGAUCCACAUCCGGUCCUCCUUACGGAGCACGGAUAUAGCCCCAACAAAGACGAAGAGGCGGACAAGGAGCGAGGCGAGGGAGAUUUCGCCGGAACGAACUGCACUACCGACGAGGUAUUGGGAAAAUUAGACGACUUUCGCCAGCUCAUGGAACCGAUGCUGCAGCGUUGUGGUCAACGACAUCAAGCAGUGGAUGCAGAAGCGCCAGAGGUGACGUGCAAGACGAGUGCUGACGCGAAUAGAAAGCUCAGUAGGACGUCGGAAGUGGUUCGAGGUGAUGCACUAGAGUCAUGCACAGCUACGCCACGACCAGGCGCGAGCGUCAGUCAAGAAGGAGGUGGCCGGGACCUGAAUUAUCCUCUGUCGUCAGGUCUGCCGAAUUUAGGCAAUGCUGCCUUGUUCAAAGUAGACAAGUGGGGCUGGCAGUCGUGCGAUGCGCCCGAAAUCAGCUCCCCAUCGAAGAUUUCCUCACAAUUGAGAGUCUCUGGGGCGCCGCCCGAGCCGCAGCUGCACAAAGUUUUCGGGGGGAAAGCACCAAACCGAAGCCGCAGGCACUGGCGUGCCGGUGCCAGUAACGGCACUUCGGUUGCGCUUCCGGACACGUUUCUCAGUCGGUUACAAGAGGAUCCCGAGCCCAUGGCGCGGAUCGACAAGCGAACCCCGUCUGUUUGCGAUGUCAUGGGAAGCGUAGUCAUUGAGAAAAAUGCGGACCGGGCACGGGAAGAGAAGGAAGAGAAAAAGUCUGCGACACGGGGACCAGGAGAUGGCAGCUGGACCGGCAACGAAAAGCUUUCGGGGGGUCAACAGGAGGGAGAGAUGAGUCCAACGCGAGCGGAACAGUGGCAGCAAGAGCGAUGGAAAUACAUGCACAGUGUCGGGAAGGAAAAGGAUGUUCAUCUGGUAUCGUCCGAAAGGGAAGAGUCUGUGCUUCCAAAAGAAGUGGCUUCUCUCAAAGAGCAGAUGAAGGUGCAGAAUGAUCGUCUCGCGGAUGCGCUGCGCCGGGUCCGAGAACGACAAAAAGGAAAGAUGAUUGCUACCAAGCAAGAAAAGCUGGUCUCCAACGUCACUCAUUAGAAAUCUUUACGAAAACAUCCGCCAUGCUUGAAAAUGCAUAGAAAUCAUACCUGCAGGAGGAUUUUCCUUGUGUUUUUGUGUACUACAUGAAAAACCUGUGAUGCCAAAAAAUUUUUCUCAUGCAAAGUCUGCAAAUGAGUGGCUGUGACGAACUGCUUUCUCUCGAUACCUGCCGGCAGGGACAAUGUAAUCCGAUGAGGUGCUUUCUCUUUUUCUCGCCCACCUUAAGAAGCGCACACGUCAUUCUCUUUUUCUCGCCGCAAUAGACGGUGCCAAUACAACGUGCCCGAUUGCUGCAUUCUUGGACUCCGGAGGUAGCACCUCCCCAAGAUCCUCGUUGCAAAAUCUUAAUCUCUCGGAGGCUCUCGUCUUACGUGUGUCCAUGCGUACAGGUGUAUACUAUGUGGGAAAGUGGACUGCUGAACAAUUAGCGAAGAAAAAUAGAAUCGACGCCGUCCUUAUAUGAUAUUCGUUACGACGGAAUAAAGAAUUUAGACAGAUAAAGUAGUAGUGUCCGCAACCGCUUUGUUUGUGAGUGAACUCCGAAGAAGCACAGAAUUUCAUUGACGCAUACAUAGGAGUGUUCGACCCUUUUUCGCUUGAAUUUUGCGUCGAAUAG